Priapulus caudatus is the source of this 1531-nucleotide messenger RNA. RefSeq names its product protein-serine O-palmitoleoyltransferase porcupine-like. Gene Ontology annotation, molecular function: palmitoleoyltransferase activity; Wnt-protein binding. The record is from RefSeq and is a predicted model, not a curated record. The transcript is spliced from 12 exons. The coding region runs from base 85 to 1371 and encodes 428 amino acids. Gene Ontology annotation, biological process: Wnt protein secretion; lipid modification; canonical Wnt signaling pathway. NCBI's taxonomy places the organism in Eukaryota, Metazoa, Priapulida, Priapulimorpha, Priapulimorphida, Priapulidae. Gene Ontology annotation, cellular component: endoplasmic reticulum; membrane.
GGAAUUCAAUGCAGCGGAAUUGAAACAUUUGAAACACUCUCAUAAAAUAACAUAUCACAGAAAAUUCAGUGACGAGCGAGACACAUGGAGUGGGACUAUGAUGACUAUGGCGACGCCGGCGACGCCGCGAUGAUGUACGACGACGCUGCCAUGUACGACGACGACGACAACGACGUGGAGGGCUACUUCCCGGAGGACGCAUACCUGAUGGAAGAGGAGUACUUACGCUACGCGAUACCGCACGACCCGCAUCAGGCACUCAAUUUCAGUGAGGUGUUGGACCAGUGUGUGAGGAGUUCCCUCACAGAUGCAUUUCGCUUCACAUUUCCCCUGAUUGGUCUCUGUCUCACCUUGUAUGUGAGCAGUCUAAUGGGUCAGGGUUUUGAUGCCUAUAUCCACAUAGUUGCCAUCGUGUGUGGCAUGAGUGGUCUCUACUAUUUCUUCCACUAUAACAUGGUGUACAUUGUGUUCCUGUCUGUGCUGGGCUACCUUGCGCUGGUGUUUGGUGACAGGUGGCUUCCUCAAGGACGAGGAAUUAGGGUGGCAGCCAUAUGCGCCCUCUACUUGAUCACGUGUGAGCUUUAUGUAGCAGAGGCAACGACGUGGCAUCAAGUCAGAGGAGCACAGAUGAUCAUGGUGAUGAAGCUUGUCUCACUAGCAUUCGACGUCGACCACGGCACUGUGGGGGCGCCGCCGGGCACACUUGAGUACGCCGGCUAUAUGUAUAACGCUGGCACGGUUGUGUUUGGUCCAUGGAUCAGUUUCCGCGAGUACAAGCGCAUCACCUGCGUCAUUUUUCCGAUUGGUCAGUUGGAGGCGUCCAAGAUCAUCCCAGAUCGGCAGUGCACUGUAGCACGAGAACGGAGAGGUGCGAUUUGUUGUUUUUAUGUCGGUCAUUGCAGGGAGAUGGCCGUGGCACGACCCUACCACGUAGAGCUCCCGCGUUCAUUAGUGGAAGUUGUCACCAACUGGAACGUGCCUAUGCAUAACUGGCUGAAAACCUAUGUGUUUAAGACGACUCGUCCGCUCGGCACCUUCGCAGCCGUGCUGCUUACCUAUGCUGCAAGCUCACUACUUCACGGUCUUAACUUUCAGCUAUCGGCUGUUCUAUUGUCGCUUGGUUUCUACUCCUAUAUCGAACAUGUUCUCAGGGAGAAACUAUCCAGGUACUUUGAUGCCUGUGUGCUUGCGCGAAAGUGCAAGCCGGAUUGCCGGCAUGCCAACAAGCAGCAGGAUCCACGGGUGUUUCUGGUCAAUCUUGGCUUCACGGUGAUCUCUGUGUGGCACCUUGCCUACCUUGGACUCAUGUUUGAUAGCAGUUCAGAGGUAGAGGAGAAGGUGAGUCAUAGUGACAAGUCGCUUGUAGUGUAGUUAGUAUGUUAUGCUUUACUUUCUGUAUUCGUUUACGAACACGUGAUCUAUGACACUAUUGUAUAUGCAACACGUGACGGUGGGAAUAAAACAUACGGGGUCUUUGAGCCUGUGUGAUGAACAGAAACAGACGUGUUUACUUGAGUGUUCAGAGGCAAGA